GGAUGCACCACCACAAAAUCGGGCGCAGUGCGACCCCAAACUGACCCCUAGUGCAAGAGUUCAUCGAGAUCGGACAUCCCAACCGCGCAGACAAGAAAAAUGUAGAAACCGAUGAAAGACCCCCCUGCAACCCUUCCAAACCCCGAUUCGGCUAGUCGACAAGUUUUUCUUCAAUGCCAAGCCAAACAAGAGUUGUGGGGGCGGUCGAGUGGAACGAAUGAGAGAGAAGCAGAACGGGACACACAAACCGUGUGCCCCGAUGUCCACGUCAUCCGAUCCCGCCGUCCCAACCACUUGCGACACGUGGCACGACAUGAUGAUAAUGAUGACGACGGUGAUGAACACGAUGAUGGUGACGAUUACGGUGGUGAUGUUGAUCAGGGCGACGAUGUCGCUGCCGAUGAUGACGAUGUUGAUGACGAUGAUGAUGUCGAUGAUGAUGUUCGUGAUGAUGAUGAUUGUGAUGACGACGAUGAUGAUGAUGACGAUGAUGACGACGAUGAUGACGAUGUUGAUGAUGGCGAUGACAACGAAGAGGACGAUGGUCGUGAUUUUGAUCACGGCGACGAUGUCGCUGAUGAUGAUGAUGUUGUUGAUGACGUUGAUGAUGUUGAUGAUGAUGUCGAUGAUGAUGACGAUGUUGAUGACGUUGACGAGGUUGAUGAUGAUGAUGAUGUUGAUGAAGAUGAUGAUGAUCACGAUGACAAUGAUGGUGAUGAUGAUGAUGAUGAUGAAGAUGAUGACACUGAUGGUGGCGGCGACGAUGAUGGUGAUGAUGGGGGCAAUGAUGAUGGUGAUGACGACAAGCAAGAAUCACGGGGCCGCUCGCGAGGAAAGAACGAGCGGGAAUCAGAAGGGGACACAUAAACCAUGUGGCCCAAUGUCACCGACAUCCUUUCCCUCCGUCCCCACAACUUGGAACAGGUGGCGCGACGCGGCCGCUCCCAUGGGC
This is a messenger RNA of Chara braunii, 952 nucleotides long. The record is from the annotation of a GenBank genome assembly. Lineage: Eukaryota; Viridiplantae; Streptophyta; Charophyceae; Charales; Characeae.